This is a messenger RNA of Musa acuminata subsp. malaccensis (wild Malaysian banana), 1477 nucleotides long. RefSeq names its product transcription factor MYB8. The record is from RefSeq and is a predicted model, not a curated record. NCBI's taxonomy places the organism in Eukaryota, Viridiplantae, Streptophyta, Magnoliopsida, Zingiberales, Musaceae.
UCUGAGUGCUCUCUUUCUUUGUUUCUUCCUUCUGAGGGAGCAGGAGAGGAGAGGAGAGGAGAGGAGAGAUGGGGAGAGCUCCGUGCUGCGACAAGGCGAACGUGAAGAGGGGCCCGUGGUCACCGGAGGAAGAUGCGACCCUCAAGAUCUACAUCGAGAAGCAUGGAACUGGCGGAAACUGGAUCGCUUUGCCCCAGAAAGCAGGCCUCAAGCGUUGCGGCAAGAGCUGCAGGUUAAGGUGGCUCAAUUACCUCCGGCCGGACAUUAAGCAUGGGGCCUUCACGGAGGAAGAGGAUACCAUCAUUUGCACUCUUCACAAUAGAAUUGGAAGCAGGUGGUCUAUAAUUGCUUCCCAGAUGCCUGGAAGAACUGACAAUGAUGUGAAGAACUACUGGAACACCAAGCUGAAGAAGAAGCUGAUGCUAAGGCAUGCCAACCUCUCCGUCACCAACCGCAUUCUUCAUAGCCCGCCGCCGACUUCGCCACCUCCUAUCCUUCCUACGGUCAAAACUGAGGUUUUCAGCAACACCGAUUUCGAUUUCCCAACUGUGCCUCUUCAUCCCGACUAUGGCAUCACCACCGACCAAUCCCAGAAGCUGUACUCGGACGUCAUGCCGUACGCCCACGCGAACGGGCAGGUGGUGUCCCCAUCGGAGGAAGUCUCGGCAACUUCGUCAUCCAUCACCGUGGAAACCGGCAGCAGCCACAGCUUCUUGAACUGGUGUACCGCCGGAGUUGGUUCCAACGACUUGUUCCUCUCGGCGCUAGGGUUUGGAGGCGCCGGCGACUUCCUCGGGGGCUAUGAGUGCCAGGAGAACCUCUGCUUCCCCAACCCGUCCAUCAUGUGGGCUGCUUCCGAGACCGAUGCACAGGGGCUGCACCAAAGUCCCACAUACUCAUAGCAAAGCCACGCACCACAGGAAGAUUUAGCCAGGAAGCAUAGUAGAACUGACAAGAACGUAGACUAUUAGUUGGAAGUCCGAUCGAUUGCUUUUUCUUCUCCGUUUGUCCUUGAAUUUGGGUGAUGGAUUGGGUGGUGUACUGGAAAACCUCACUGUAAAUGACCAUAGAACUUGAGAUCUAACUAAUGCUAAUGAACGGUAAUACAUCCGUGUCAAGUGCUGGUGAUCGUCGUGGCCGAUGAUGAUUAGAAUGGGGGUGAGACUUGGUCCAAGCUUCGGUCUUCGGAGCCUGGCAAUGGAAAGCAAAUGACUGUGGCUAUGGUCAGCAAGGGCAUGCUUUUUCCCUCCCCUGACCUACUCCUCAGAGGCCACGAAAACUGCAUGGGUGGUGGAAUGGCAGUUUCAAAGCUGAGGUAAAGAAAGUUAAGGUAGCCAUCAGGCCUUUUCAUACUGCCUUUUUCCUCCCCAUGGCAUGGCCACUCGCUAUUUUGUUCAGCCAAUGCUUAGAUAGGCCCCAAAACGUGUACUUUUUUGUUCAUCAUAUAAAAAUACUGGGGGUCUUCUUCUCUCUUUCA